AUUACAAUUGUAUGUGGACCAACCUAAUGCGAGAUCUUAGUCACAUGACUAAGUCCCGACGUCGCAGUUACCGGGUCCAGUCUCAUUGUCGUCGUUAUCGUGCAAGGUGGCUGCUAAGAGCGGAAUAGAAUCGGUUCAUUCAGACGCGGCCGCGCUCGGUAAUUGUGUUUUGGUGAAAGUGUUGUAGUGGUUCCUGAAUCAAGACAGUAUUCUCUUUUUCUUUCUUAGUUAUAAUUCUUAAGGGUUUCCCCUUUUUUUUAAUAUGUCCUUACCCAAUUUGGCAGAGUUUGAGGAGGAGUGGGUGUACACAUACAUGGCCCUGUCCGACUCCGAAGUUGAGCCUAUGGAUGAGGAGGACUUCCGGGACUCCCUUUGGAGAGUGGGGGAGAUUUUUAGGCUAAACCCUGGUGAGCAACGCAGGGCCAGGAGAAGUGCUUGUAUUAAGAUAAUUUUCGGGUGGGAUAGUAACACCGCACAAAAUGCCGCCGCGGGGGGCGAAGACCAGGACAAUCCUCCCGCUCUUAUUUCCUCAGAAGAGCUUUACCGACGACAGGAAAGGGCUCAACGAGGCCCUUCACUGGAAGCGACAAUCCAGUUAUUAGAAUAUAAUGCUGCGCUUCAAGCGUUUUGGAUUUUGGCGGAGCUAAACUCAUCACGUGGUUUCCUAAUCAAAUUUGGCCCCUGGAAGCCGGCCCCUCGUAGGGCGGACGAAAAGGACUGCUGGCGUCAUGACCCGCGUCUCGUACGGGAGAGUCAUCCCAAACUUUAUUCCCGAACCCGCUGGUAUCAGGAGUAUUGCUGGGACGAACCCAGCCAGCAACACUUGUGCCACGGUUUCUGGGCUCCGCGGGAUUUCGUGGGCCUAUCUGAAAUUAACGGAGGUCAAGGUUUUACAAAAAUGAUUAAAGGACUUUGGCGACCGGGUAGGCGUAAUGUUUUCUGUUCCAAACACGCGCUUCCGGAUGUUCCUCCGAGUACAGGCUUCCAAUCCUUAGAGAGGAUGUUACGUCUGACAUUCCGACAGGCGUUUUUUCGGGAUAGCGAGGGGUUGACCCAUGGGCAGAAUCGGUGGGUGCUGUCCUUUAAUAUUGAACCGGAGGAGCAGUGGCAGGAGGUAGAUUCAAGGGGUCUGCUACGAAAGGGACAAUGGACCAGAGGAGGAGACGAUUAGGUUUUGGAGCCCGAGCUUCCAUCCCCUCUCUAUUAUUAUAUAUAUACUCCUUUUUUUAAAUCAAAUUAUGUGUGUUUUUUUAAACUCUAGUAGAGAAUAACUGAGACUAUUUUUUCAACAAAAAGCUCUUACGCUUCUUUCUUAUAAAAAAAUCCUUUCCAUUACUUGUCGCUUAUUUUUAUGUAACCUUCUUUGUAAAAUUUUCUUAUCUCCUUUUUCUUAACUACCUUGAUUCAGGAAAAUCAC
Leptopilina heterotoma is the source of this 1417-nucleotide messenger RNA. RefSeq lists its product as uncharacterized. The coding region runs from base 263 to 1171 and encodes 302 amino acids. The transcript has 5 exons. NCBI's taxonomy places the organism in Eukaryota, Metazoa, Arthropoda, Insecta, Hymenoptera, Figitidae. The record is from RefSeq and is a predicted model, not a curated record.